This is a messenger RNA of Coffea arabica (coffee), 1422 nucleotides long. Its product is annotated as protein FAR1-RELATED SEQUENCE 5-like. NCBI's taxonomy places the organism in Eukaryota, Viridiplantae, Streptophyta, Magnoliopsida, Gentianales, Rubiaceae. The record is from RefSeq and is a predicted model, not a curated record.
AUGGAAGAAAUGACAGCUCAUGUAGAUGAACUAGAACAGUUAUCUAACAAAUCGGCCAAGCUUGGUGGUGGUAUAAGUUGGAGAACCAUUGUUGAUCGGCUUGACAAAUUAUCUUCUGAUGAAAUUCAAGUAUUAACAUUUGAUUCCAUUGAAGAUGCCAGAGAAUUUUACCUAUGUCAUAGCAAAAUGGUCGGUUUUGGUAUUAGAGAGCGGGAUGAAAAGAAAGAUCGGAAAGGUAUUGUGACAUACAAACGAUGGGUAUGCAACAGAGAGGGCUUUAGAAAUAGCAAAUGGUUAAAUUUAGUUAACCGUAAGAAAGAGGCAAAACGCCUUACGAGAGUUGGUUGUCUGGCAACUAUAAUUGUGCAAUGGAACAAGGAUAUUCAGAAGUUUACGAUUAAGCGGUUUAAUAUGGAUCACAAUCACCAAUUGGCAAAUCAAGAAUUUGUACAAUUUCUUCGAUCACAUAGGAGUGUCAACCCAGCAGACUUGGAGCAUGCUAUUUUGAUGCAUGGAGUUGGUAUUCGAAUUCCUCAAAUAGUGGACCUUCAAGCUUACCAAGCUGGGGGCCACAACAAGAUGGGAUACACAGAAAAGGAUCUACGAAAUGCUGUUGACCAAUUCCAUAGAAAUGCACUUGAAGUUGGUGAUGCCUCUCAGGUGUUGGCAUAUUUGGAUGGUCGAGCAAAUGGUGAGCCAAAAUUCUUUUACAAGUAUGUUGUUGACGUGGAGAAGCGAUUGAUACGACUCUUUUGGACAGAUUCUCAAUCUCGUUUGGAUUACCAAUGUUUUGGUGAUGUUCUUGUCUUUGACUCUACAUACCGCACCAAUGCUUAUAGGAAGCCACUAGUAAUUUUGGCCGGCGUAAAUCAUCACUAUGUUACCAAAAUUUUUGGGUGUGCAUUAAUUGCUGAUGAGACUGAGGACACAUAUAAGUGGGUAUUGGAAACAUUUUUGGAGGCCAUGGAAAAAAAGGCACCUAUCUCAGUUGUCACUGAUGGGGAUGGUGCAAUGAGAAAUGCAAUAAAGGCAGUUAUUCCUUCUGCCCGUCACCGAUUAUGUGCUUGGCAUUUAAAAAGAAAUGUUGUUACCCAUACAAAUAAGGGGUUCGUUCUUGAUUUUGAUGUGGCAAUGGACAUGAUUUGUAGCCAUGAAGAGUUUGAGAGAAGGUGGCAUUUGCUAGUUGAGAAACACAAUUUGAGAGAUAACCAAUGGGUUGUCGAUUUAUACAACAAAAGGGAAAAAUGGGCUGCUGCAUUUUUGAGAGGACACUUUUUUGCUGGAAUGAAAUCAACCCAAAGAUCAGAGCAAUUGAAUGCUACGGCGCACAAGUACCUUCAAUUCAAAAUGCUACUUUACCCGUUUGCUCAUCGAUUUGAGCUAUUUUUAUCAAAAGUUAGGCGGAAUGAACACAAGGAAUAA